GACACAGCACAAGCGAUUGGAAGCCGCAGAGAAGACAUCACAGCCAACUGAUCACAGAAGAACUUGCAACAUGCAGAGGAAGGUGAAAGGCCCACACGCCCACAAGAAGAAGCCACAAAACCCCGUCCACCCGGGCUUCUUCUUGGUCACUUCGCUUGUCUUGGUCGCUGUGGCGACUGCAUGGCCGUGGCCUAACCUGUCUUGGCCGUGGGACUCUGUCGCCGUGGCACAAAGCACCCGGGCCACUGAUGCCCCAGACCAGAACCUCCUGCAGGAACUGACAACCAUGAAACAGGACAUCAAUGAGUUGAAGACCCUCUUGAAGAACCUGGUGACACGUGUGGAUGAGCUUGAUGAAAGAACAGCAGCUAUCGUCCACAUUGAGAAUGUGACCCGUAUGGUUGAAACACAAGCCGCAACCAUGCAGAGUCUGACCACACUCGCGGAGAAGAUUGAUGGAGUAGCAAAAAUUGCGCAAGUUGAGGUUCUGACGGCACGUGUGGACGCUCUUGAAAAAGUGAAAAAGGAGCAAGUGACGGGUCUGACCACCCGAGUGACGAAGCUGGGAGCGGCAGCCAGUUCGGUGGUAUUCUCAGCAAUGAUCAAACAUGAGAAUACAUUCAACAGUGGGGAGAAGGUGAUCUUCUCACAAGUGCAGACCAACGAGGGUGACGACUAUGACAAUACCACAGGCAUUUUCACAGCACGCAUCAAGGGCCUCUACUUCUUCACCGUCACCAUCCACACGCAUGGGGGGGACAUUGACCUGUAUGUGUAUAAGAAUGAGGAGGACAUGAGCCAGCUGUAUAACCCCACUGCAGGAUAUCACGGCAGUGAGACCAGCAGCUUGGUGAUGCCACUGGAGAGUGGAGACACCGUGUAUGUCAAGGCUUAUAAGGGCAGAGUCCAGAGUUACACCCAACAAAGCAUGUUCAGCGGCUUCCUCAUCCAUCCCAUGUAAACUAGAUGGAAACUUGGUUAGUGUCAAUUCAUUCCAGAAGGUCCCGACUCCCAACCGAAGCCAUUUCAACAGUCAGAAUUUUUGCUGAUGGCAUCAUAGAUUGGCAACGUAGCUGACCUCCCCGGUUGCCAUUCUGUUAGCAAGCGCACGAUGCUAACACAGAUGUUUUGUGAUCAUGAAGUGUACCAUAUUGUACGCAAACUGAGGCUACAUUUUGGAUGAAACACUGAUGUUCUGCUUUUUUUUUUCUUUGAUGAUACAACAUUUUGAA
This is a messenger RNA of Dunckerocampus dactyliophorus (ringed pipefish), 1232 nucleotides long. RefSeq lists its product as uncharacterized. Lineage: Eukaryota; Metazoa; Chordata; Actinopteri; Syngnathiformes; Syngnathidae. The coding region runs from base 71 to 961 and encodes 296 amino acids. The transcript is spliced from 8 exons. Gene Ontology annotation, molecular function: protein binding. The record is from RefSeq and is a predicted model, not a curated record.